Bipolaris sorokiniana ND90Pr is the source of this 1593-nucleotide messenger RNA. RefSeq lists its product as uncharacterized. The record is from RefSeq and is a predicted model, not a curated record. The coding region runs from base 1 to 1593 and encodes 530 amino acids. Lineage: Eukaryota; Fungi; Ascomycota; Dothideomycetes; Pleosporales; Pleosporaceae. The transcript has 5 exons.
AUGAAUAUAUGGGUACAUCUAGCCAUAAGCAUUGUGAGCACGCUCCUAUUGUCUGCAAGCAACUAUCUCGUGCAGGUUCUCGCAGCCCCGAACCGAGAAGAAAUUGACCGAGCGCACACCCACCGUCAAUGGCUGCACAUCACCAUCCCGAACGUACGAAAAUUGCGAUAUAUCCGAAGUGGCCGAGCUAUCAUCUAUAGCUUCCUGUUUCUCUCCCCAGUACUUCUGCAUCUGUUCUUUAAUUUAGUUGUUUUUACAAACCUUCCGGCCAACGAAUACUUUGUCGUAACCACCACAGCCGGUUGUAUCAAUGGAGGCAAAAACAAUUUCGAAAACUUCCGCGGCAUUGAAGGAGAUGGAAACCGAACUCGACUGCCAGGUUUAGAAUCUUAUCGAAUAAAUUUAACCGACACCAUCACCAUAAGGAACGGAAGUAUUAUACGGAAGUAUCAAAAUGCCAGCGUAGAGGAAUGUUUCAACAAAUAUAACAGUCACUACGUUUCAGACGUUGGGAAUGUCUAUCUAGUUCAAGACCAACCUGCAGUAGUUCGAAAUUCUACAGGAUGGCUACUUUUCCGACACAAAGGAGGGGCCUUUGAAUGGGUACACGCCGAUGCCGAAAACGAGUUCGACUUACCUCGUGAUAGAGCUAAGUGGAAACCAUAUGGGGGUGAACUAGAAUAUUGCCUCAUCGGGCGAGUCGGUGAGGUCGGCAAACUAGAAUUUAGCUUUUGCAUCACAAUCAUUAUAAUAUCAGCGAACUUGGCCAAGAUCGUUUGUAUCACCUUCACAGCAUUCAAAUUUCGAGACCAUACAGCGCUCGUCACCAUAGGAGACGCCAUUGCUAGUUUUCUAGACAGCCCAGAUCUCACUACGCACGGCCGAUACACUACCGUGGUUUUCCUCGGCAGCUUCGUCAUUAAAGGCGCGAUGGAAGGCAUGCUAACGAACCCAAAGAAACUCUGGCAAACAGGUAUGGGCGACAUCCAAGGCAACAAUCUCCUCAACAUGCUAUUAUCACUUCUAGGUGGUGUCUUUUUCUCGAACACGCCGCAGGUUUUGCUAUCGUACAUAUAUCUCGCCUUUAAUGCUCUUUAUUCGAAGAUGUUUGUUGUGGCUGAGUGGGCAAGCUACAGUGUUGAACGCAAGCCACUCCGAGUCACAUCACCAACCGGCCAACAACGUUCUACCUAUUGGCUUGGUAUACCAUUUCGGUACGCGGUGCCAGUGACUGUACUAUCUGGUCUUUUCCACUGGUUAGCCUCGCAAAGUUUGUUUAAAAUUUCCACUUGCGGCUACCCGCUAGUCGCAAUCAUCGCCACUUUCGUAGUUGUGAGCAUUAUUGCAGGAGGAGGUAUAAUUAGCGGAAAUUUUACUCUCCCAUCUGGCAUGCCAUUAGUGGGCAGCAAUUCUGCGGCUAUCAGCGCAGCUUGUCAUCCACCCUCUGGAGACAUCUAUGCAAGCCAGCUUCCGAUACAAUGGGGUGCUGUCACGCAUUUUGGUGAGAUGGAUGGAGGCGGAGAAGAGUUCGGACAUUGUUGCUUUACGAGCCUUCCAGUUGAGUCUCCAGUAGAUGGACAUUUGUAUAAAUGA